UGCUGUCGCUGCGCCUUGUGUCGUCCGUGCAUCGUUAUGCUUGCACUAUAUUGCAAGCUAUGUGAACAUGGCCGUUGUGACAUCUGGUAUGAGUCUCGCCUGGCCUUCACCGGUGCUUGUGAAAUUGAGAAAUGACACAGUGACGCCAUUGCCACGGCCCAUCACGGAAGAAGAGGGUUCGUGGAUUGUUGCUGGUGGUUUCUUAUGCGCCAUGUUUACAAAUGUCUUCGGAGGAAUGCUGCUAGAUCUGAUUGGUAGAAAAUAUUGCCUUUUGCUGGCAUCGCUGCCCAAGCUCUGUAUGGCACUUCUUCUGAUAUUUGCUGACAAAGUGUGGAUAUUCAUAUUCAGCAGAGCAGUAAUGGCCGUCGUAGAUUCAUUUGUAUUUAUUACUGUCCCAGUAUACGCAUCCGAGAUUGCAUCUAAAGACCACCGAGGUGCUUUAGGAACGUUUCUUCAGGUAUUCUCGUCACUAGGGAUCGUGAUAACAUUGUCGGUAGGACCUUUCCUGUCCUACGCUAACUUCAGCAUAGUGAUGGCGUCGGUGAUAGCGGUCACGACGGUGCCUUUAUUCUUCUUGCCGGAUACACCUUUCCAUCUAUAUUCAAAAGGUCACACAGAAGAAGCAAUUAAAGUUCUAAAUCAAUUAAGAGGAUCAGAAUUACUUGCUAAGCAAGAAAUAGAAGAAUAUGAGAUAUCUAAGAAAAAUGAAGAAAAAGUUGAUAAAAUUGCGUUAUUAAAAAAUCGCAUGUUCUUGAAAUCAGUUUCUCUUGGUUUUUUGGUUGCUGGUGGAGCGCAACUGGUAGGAUUUAACGCUGUGUCAUUUUAUCUGCAAACAAUUUUAGAAUCUACGAAAACAAGCGUAAAAUCUGAAAUUGCGUCCGUUAUUAUCGGCGUAAUUCAAGUUUUGGCAAGUUUCUGCACUACUCUCAUCAUGAAUAAAUUUGGUAGGAGGAGUAUUUUAAUGACGUCUCUCUCUGGAAUGUUCGUUGGAAUGUUAGGACUUGGGACUUUUUUCAAAAUAAGUGGAGCAGAGGGCUAUGAAAUAAUCGGCUUUAUGAACUAUUUGCCGAUUAUAUCUUUAAUAUUUGUCAUAUUCUGCUACAGCGCUGGAAUCGGUUCACUGUUGUGGCUGGUAAUAGCAGAACUGUUCGAAGGUCCAAGUCGGGCCUUGGGUGUUUCCAUCAGCCUAACCUCGUCAACAUUUUUCAUAUUUAUAACAACCAAGUAUUUUGCGGCAAUGACAUUAGCCGUUGGUCCGGCACCAACUUACUGGUUCUUUAGUGCUAUGUGUGUGUUAGUAGGAAUCCUAAUAGCUCUGUUCUUACCUGAAACUAAAGGUAAGACGUUUAGUGAAAUUCAAGAUGCUAUAGGUGGAAAACCCGUGUUCCGUAGUAGAUCUGAUCAGGGUAGUACUGUUAAGGAAUGAGUUAUGAAUAAAGUAAGCUUUUCAGAUUUCUUCAGAAUAGUGUUUUUUUAUUAUUAUUUUUAAAACUAAAGUGACUAAAAAGUAAUAAAAGAAAUCUUCGCAAUAAUUAAAUACAAAGUCCGGUAGUAAACGGAUAUUCAAGAAAGGAUGCGUACCAUUUUCACUUGCUGGUAGGGCUUUGCGCAGGUCUGGUUAGGUACCAUCCACUCAUCACAUAUUCUACCAAUAGCAAUACAUAGUAUUGUUGUAUUCCGAUUGAAAGGGUUAGUGAGCCAGUAUAAAGGCUCAAAUAACAUAACAGUUCCGAAGGCUAGAAGAACUACACGCACACAUAUUCAGCGAGGUCCCACAAUCGGCGACGGGACGCAGUGGUACGAAUAGUGUCAGCUUCGAUGAAAUACAAUGAUAAGUUUUUAUUAAUUUAACAGUUUUAUUGGCAGGUCUUAAACUUCACUCGUGACUAGAUAAUUAUUGUAAAGACCGCUUUUUGGAAUUCGUUUCG
Molecule: messenger RNA, 1928 nt
Organism: Nymphalis io (European peacock)
Lineage: Eukaryota; Metazoa; Arthropoda; Insecta; Lepidoptera; Nymphalidae
Product: facilitated trehalose transporter Tret1-like
Exons: 7
Coding region: 68-1426 (452 amino acids)
Biological process (GO): transmembrane transport
Cellular component (GO): membrane
Molecular function (GO): transmembrane transporter activity
Source: RefSeq, a predicted model, not a curated record